UAAUCCACCAUUUCCUCUUUAUCAUUUCUUUCUUUCCUUCCAUCCUUCACUGCCAUACUAUUUGAAGAUAACACAGGUGCAGGCAUGGCUAGAGAACAGUUAGGAGUGCUGGGCGCACUGGAUGCAGCCAAGACUCAAUGGUAUCAUUUCACCGCCAUAGUUAUCGCAGGGAUGGGAUUUUUCACCGAUGCUUACGAUCUCUUUUGCAUCUCCAUCGUCACCAAGUUACUCGGUCGUAUAUAUUACCAUGUCGAUGGUGCACCCAAGCCCGGAACCCUACCUCCGAAUGUUGCGGCCGCUGUCAAUGGUGUCGCUUUAGUUGGCACGUUAGUAGGACAACUGUUUUUCGGGUGGCUCGGCGACAAAUUGGGCCGGAAAAAGGUCUAUGGUAUCACUUUGCUUCUCAUGGUUGUUUGCUCUAUUGCCUCUGGGUUGUCAUUUGGAAGCAAUGCAAAGGGUGUUAUCUCUACCCUUUGUUUCUUCCGAUUUUGGCUCGGUUUCGGCAUCGGUGGCGACUACCCUCUUUCAGCUACGAUUAUGUCUGAAUACGCCAACAAAAGGACCCGCGGAGCAUUUAUUGCAGCGGUCUUUGCGAUGCAAGGGUUCGGGAUUUUAGGUGGUGGUAUUGUAGGUCUAAUUGUGUCUGCUUCAUUUGAUCAUGCAUUCAAGGCACCUCCCUAUUCUGUGAAUGCGGCAGCCUCCACCGUACCGCAGGCUGACUAUGUCUGGCGCAUAAUUUUGAUGUUUGGAGCACUCCCAGCCGCUCUCACUUAUUAUUGGCGAAUGAAGAUGCCCGAAACGGCUCGGUUUACGGCCCUCGUCGCGAAGAACGCGAAGCAGGCUGCGGCGGACAUGUCGAAAGUGUUGAAUGUAGAUCUUGAAGCAGAGGAAGAUAAAGUUAUAAAGAUGUCGGGAAGUAAAGCGAAUUCCUUUGGCUUGUUCUCCAAGGAAUUUUUGAAACGCCACGGACUUCAUUUGCUCGGAACUACAAGCACUUGGUUCCUAUUAGACAUAGCAUUUUACAGCCAAAACCUAUUCCAAAAGGACAUCUUCAGUGCGAUUGGAUGGAUUCCUUCGGCUGCAAGCAUGAAUGCAAUCCAUGAAGUGUACAAAAUUGCAAGAGCUCAAACGUUGAUCGCCCUAUGCAGUACCGUUCCGGGGUAUUGGUUAACGGUGGGAUUGAUUGAUAUCAUCGGAAGAUUCUCUAUUCAAUUGUUGGGAUUCUUCUUCAUGACAGUGUUCAUGUUUGCUCUUGCAAUCCCAUACCACCAUUGGACAUUGGAACCCAAUAGAAUCGGCUUUGUGAUAAUGUAUGCACUAACCUUCUUUUUUGCCAAUUUUGGACCCAAUACUACAACAUUCGUUGUGCCCGCUGAGAUCUUCCCGGCAAGAUUACGGUCAACCUGCCAUGGAAUAUCAGCUGCAGCAGGGAAAGCCGGUGCCAUCGUCGGUGCAUUUGGGUUCUUAUACGCAGCUCAAAGCACCGAUCCAGCCAAGACCGAUGCGGGCUACCAGACAGGCAUUGGUGUCCGAUAUUCACUUAUCAUGCUCGGGGUCAUCAAUUUCUUUGGAACGUUGUUCACCCUACUGGUGCCUGAACCCAAGGGCAAAUCACUUGAGGAAUUAACCGGUGAAAAUGCAGAUGAAAAUGAGGUUCAAAAUGCUACUUCAAGGAUCUUUUCUAUCUGAUUUUCACUUACAAACUGUAUUUUA
Hibiscus syriacus is the source of this 1713-nucleotide messenger RNA. RefSeq names its product probable inorganic phosphate transporter 1-3. Gene Ontology annotation, molecular function: phosphate transmembrane transporter activity. Bases 85 to 1689 code for a protein of 534 amino acids. The record is from RefSeq and is a predicted model, not a curated record. Gene Ontology annotation, cellular component: membrane. Gene Ontology annotation, biological process: transmembrane transport; phosphate ion transport. The transcript is spliced from 2 exons. Lineage: Eukaryota; Viridiplantae; Streptophyta; Magnoliopsida; Malvales; Malvaceae.